GCUCCCUGUUUAAUACGCUACGUCGCUACGCUUUUAGGUUUAGCGGAAUGUUGUACGCAUCCUGACACGUGACUACAGGUGUUGAGUUAUUUUAAUUUAUUCAUCGAGCAGUAAAUUAAGCUGCAAAUCCUUCGUAUGUAUUCACAUUUCACAAGAACCGAAUGAAUAAAGUCGUCGUAGAAGGUGUUUGUUAGGGUAUCUUUGGCUGUCAAAGUAUUGUGCAUCAAUUGAAAGUGGAGUGGUGUUUUGAGAUAUAAUGUUAUUGUGAUUGAACUGCAUCAAGCUACAGAAACCAAUUACGUAAACAAAUUCAUACCAUCUGCUAUGAAUUCUCCAGUGCCGAUUACCUUGAUAGAUCAGCUUUUUCAUUUGGGAUCUAGCAGAUUAAUGUAAAAUAUACUCACUCAGCCCCUAGAAGCACGAGACCAUGCCACUGCAAGCUGAUAUUUCCACAGCUCUGCAGUUGCUAGAACACAUCCAGCACACAAUUGAUGUGAGUGAUGAUGCCAAGCUUCAAGCACAGACAAAGGAUGAUUUGGACCUUCUCAUUUCAGUGCUUGAGAAUCCUAUUCUUCGGAGCAUUGUUACAAUCCAGGACUCACUGGGAGAAUUAAAUCAGCAAUUAAUACAACACCCUUCAAUACUGCCUGUAGACUUUGACAUUACACCAUGUGGCAAGCUUUUAUUAAAUGUUCCACCUCCUGUCAGCUUGUAUGAUGUUUCAUUUGAUCCAGAUUAUGCUAACAGUCAAGAGUUUGAUGAUCAAAGAGUUCCAGUUGCAAAACUUCCUCACAGUUCAUCUGGUGAAUCAUCAUCUCCUCAGAUUGCUAGUCCAUCCUUGGCCCCUGAGGACGUCGCCCUGCCCCCUAUAACCACUCCAACAUAUGCAAUAGAGUUCCAGAAAGCCAUACAGGAAUCCUCUCAAGGCAGGGAGGUACUGACAGUGCAGCUGUAUAAACCAGAAGGGAGCAGUCUUGGAUUCAGUGUUGUUGGUCUCCGAAGUGAGGAGAAAGGUGAACUUGGAAUCUUUGUGCAGGAAAUACAACCAACGGGCAUUGCAGGCCGAGAUGGCCGCAUUCAUGAAGGCGACCAGAUCCUGGCUAUCGAUGGUCAGCCGCUGGACUCAAACAUCUCGCACCAGCAGGCCAUCAGCAUCCUGCAGAAGGCGCGCGGGCUGGUGGAACUGGUGGUAGCCCGCAACGCUGCCGACGAGGACGUAGCGCCGCCGUCCCCCUCCCCGUCACCCGUAGACCGCUCCCCGUCCGCCAUCAGCGACACAUCCAAGGCGGGCUCUGACAUGGUGCUGAACACAGAGUGGGCUCAGGUCGAAAUUAUUGACCUGAUCAAUGAUGGCUCAGGUCUUGGAUUUGGGAUCAUUGGAGGACGUAGCACUGGCGUUGUUGUAAAAACAAUUCUGCCAGGUGGAGUUGCAGACAGAGAUAAUCGUUUGCAGAGUGGAGACCAUAUUCUGCAAAUUGGUGAUGUCAACCUCCGUGGAAUGGGCUCUGAGCAAGUGGCUGCAGUUCUCAGGCAGUCAGGCAGUCAUGUUCGCCUUGUGGUUGCGCGCCCUGUUGAACCCACCUCUCCUGAUUAUCAAGCUCUGGGAAGUCAUGCACCAAUUGUUCCAACCAAGAUCCUUGGUGAUCCAGAGGAGCUUGAUCGCCAUCUUGUGCAGAAUGGAUAUCCAGAAACAUUCAACACUCAGACUCCCAUUUUGGACUCGUAUGACAAUCCUUUCAUGUACCAGCAGGGCUCCGAAUUAGAACUUCAUCCAGAGCCAAAUCUUGUUGUAGACGUUGUGCGAAAUCCAGUUCCAAUUGGAUCCGCUCCAAUACCUCCCAGGAUGGUGGGUCCUACAUCUCUUCCUGUCCUAACUAUGGAUAUGAUGCCUCUUGAGACUCCUCUGCCAGAGAUGGAAAAAUUCAGUGUUGAAUUGAAAAAAGAUUACCAUGGGCUUGGCAUAACAAUAGCAGGAUAUGUAUGUGAGAAAGAGGAACUAUCUGGAAUAUUUGUGAAGAGUAUUAGUGAAGGCAGUGCAGCAGAUCUCUGCAAGAAGAUUCAAGUAAAUGACAGAAUUGUUGAGGUUGAUGGGAAAUCACUCCAGGGCUACAACAAUCACCAAGCAGUUGAAAUGCUUCGUAACACAGGGCAGACAGUAAGACUCUGUCUUGAAAGGUACCUGAGGGGUCCUAAAUUUGAGCAGUUGCAACAAGCAAUUGCAAAUAGCGAACUGAAACCACCAACACCAUCCUCUCCUUCUGCCACAUCACUGCCACAGUACCCAGUAAGCACGGAUGGAGAAGAACCAGAAAUUGAAGUGGAAGCUGAGUCUCAUACAACAGUAGAUUCCUGUGUGCUGGAGCCAAUAGAGGCAUUAAAUACUGCUGUUGAUAUAGAAGAUGUUGAGCUCCUGAUUGACAGUAAUUAUAUAGGUGAACUGAAACCAACCGUGGAGGCAGCUAUCCAGGCCAAGUGGUCCAAGAUAAUGGGUCCUGAUGUUGAAAUUGUAGUCGCACAGCUCUGCAAGUUUAAUGAAGGUGGUGGCCUUGGGAUCAGCUUGGAAGGUACAGUGGAUGUUGAAGAUGGACAGGAGGUCAGGCCACACCACUACAUACGUUCCAUCCUGCCUGAAGGCCCUGUUGGAGCAAAUGGUCGACUUCGUUCAGGAGACGAGCUUUUGGAGGUUAAUGGUCACCGUCUUCUUGGGAUGAAUCAUAUUGAAGUUGUUACCAUAUUGAAAGAUCUUCCCAUGAACGUGCGUAUGGUUUGUGCUCGAAGACCAGGCGAAACAACACCUUACCGUCUGAUAGAUACUUCUCAGGACAGAGCGGCAUUUGCAGCCAGGAACAUUCUGGGAGGCAGCCUCCAGAACCUUAUUCCAGCUACUGAUAGGCUUGUGAAGGCUAAAUCAGAUGGUUCUCUAGCAUCAACAACAACUACAGCAACUGCUACUGAUGCAAGUUUCUCCAAAAUGAAAUCACGGUCCCUGGAGCCAUUAACAGGCCUUGCAAUGUGGAGUUCAGAGCCACAGAUUAUAGAACUAGUGAAAGGCGAUCGUGGUCUGGGAUUCUCCAUCCUUGACUACCAGGAUCCAAUGAACCCCAACGAGACAGUGAUUGUGAUUCGGAGCCUGGUGCCUGGUGGCGUUGCACAACUGGAUGGGAGGCUGAUCCCAGGUGACCGUCUGCUUUUUGUGAAUGAUACUGGUCUGGAGAACGCAUCGUUGGAUCGUGCAGUGCAGGCACUGAAGGGAGCACCAAAAGGCGUGGUGCGCAUCGGUGUUGCAAAACCGCUGCCGAUCCCUGACAGUGCUUCGCACAGCCAGGUAAGCGAGGAACGUGAUCGGAGCAGAAGUGGGGCUAAUGCAGCAUCGGCUGCUGCUGCUACCACCAGCACCACCACCCACCAUGUGGAAUAUUAUUCUGACAGAUAUAGAAAGCGCGAUUUUCUUGCUCCUGUGGGAGGGGAUGUGUCACCAGAAGGAGGGACGGGGGCCCUUGUCAAAUCUGAGAGCUUCUGACAGCUGUGAGCUUCUGCUUCAGUUUAAUAUAAUUGUUCCAAUUUGCUUCGUAAGCUGUCUUUUCUUGCCAUUUUAAAAUUUGAACAGUCUUUACACAUUUUUUUUCUUUGCUUCUGUUUAUUUCACUAUACAUUGUGAGCUGUUGGUGCUGUAGUAAAGAUUUAUUAAUACUGGCAAAGCAAAUUUUAGUUGGAAAAACAUAACUUCGCUUGCUUCUGUAGAUAUGAAUUUUGGAUGACAAUUUCUCAAUAAUUUGUAACUGCAUGAAUUUGUUUCAAAGUUAUUUAUGUGCAUAAUGCUGUAGUUAGCAAAAACCAGCUACAGCUGUGUGAAUGGUGGAUGGUGAAAUAGUGGAUCUGAAAACUUUUUAUAUAAAACCAGUUUCAACGUGUACCAGUGAAAUUCAAAAUUUUAAUACAAAACUGCACAUCCACAUGCAACUGUUAAGCUUCAUUCAGCUGAUCCUGGCUUUUGCUUACAGUAAAACUUGAUUGAUAGCUUCUGAAAUCUUAGUGAAAUGUUUAUUCAAAGAUUUUAACUGCAUGUAUUGUGGCACUGAUUAUCUUGCUGUCAGGAAAACCAGAAACAAGACAUUUCUGGCUAAUUAACUCACUUCACAAUGCUACUCCUGGUAUCUUCACUCUUGGGUGCACUUUUUAUGCUCGAGGCAAUCAAAGGGAUCUCAAAUGAUAAUGUUUUCUCCCUUUCCUGUAUUGAAAAUAAUAAUAAACUAGUUAAUAUGAGAAAUAUUUUAUUUAUUACAUGGAGUAAAUGUUAUUUUAUUGACUCAGUUUUUCACUCACAGUGUUGUGUGUAAAAAAAAUUAAUUUAAUUUUAUGUCUUAUCAGUAUUUAUUAAGAAUGGACCAAUAUAAUGUCUGUAUGUUGUAAAACUAUUCUGUAAGCUUUCUUUUCACUGGAUCAUGUGACAUGGUGCAGGAAGCAGCUCUGCUGACAGUGCUGUCAUUGUUGUGAGCCUCCAGUUAUCAUUUAAGAUUAGGGAUGCCAAAUAAAUUAAUUUGAUAAAGUCAUUUAUAAAGAUUGUGUCUUAAAUUUUUGAAUGGUCUUCUUACCUUUGAAUACACAGAGACUUAAGUGAAUUUUAUCAUUUCUUAAAGUAAUAGAAAAUGAACAUAAAACAAGUUUUAAGCAUUAUAUUAUAUUAAGCACUGUUGUACCAGUAGCAACUGCCUGGAAGAUGAACAACAUUUAAUAAGUCUGUGAUCAGAAUUUUCAGUAUUGGUUUUGGUCUCAUUAGUCACCCAAAAUUACAGGAUCUCUGUUAAAAGUAGUGUGGCCAACAUUGAUUAUUAAUGUUCUUUUGAUGUGAUCCCAUUCUGAAACUAAAUUGGAAUAUAUCUCUGUAUGGCAUAAUAAUUUUUUAUUGUAAGUGAUUAUGGUUAUAGAACAAGAUCUACAAAACAAGAAAAUGCAGAGGCAUGACUGAUCAGCCAUAUACUUCAUAGCAUCUUAAAUAUAUGAAACUAUUAUCUAAUUUGGUAUCAGCUUCAUGGCUUAAAUGGAUAUUAAAAAAACUGAAUUCAUGUUUCAGUCAUGCUCAUGUGACAUUUAUAGUACAAGAUUUACAUAACAGCAAUCUAGCCUCUAAAAUUAUUAUUUGGAUUUUUGAAUUAUGUGUUCAUUAAAUCCUAUGAUAUAAAACAAUCACACAUCAAAUUCAGCAUUUAUUAACAAUAAAAUGUUGUAAGGUUUAUUAACUAAUCAACUUUUUAACUAAAACUCUGAACUAAUGUUUGUUUUCUAUUAAACCUAUGUUCUGUUUACUCCUUCUGCAGUGUUAAAUAGUCUCUUUAUUGUCUCAUGCUCCAAAACUACUUGUGCAUGCCAUGUUCGUGCUAUUUAAUUUUUCCUAGUGUGCUGUGCAUGGAAUGUACAAACAGUUUUGAUACUGGCAACCUGUGUACUGUUCAAGAGGGAAGAAUGGAAAUCAGACCUUCCUUUCAUUAGAACAGUUACACAUGAAAUAACAAGUGUUUUCAUGACAACAGUAAUAUCACUGUACAAGAAGUAUCUCUAUAUAUUUUCAAGUUAAUCUGAAUAUUAUUGUGAAGUGGCAUCCCUAGUCAAGACUUCCCUCAGGCUCUUUUUUGGCACUGUUUUAUUCUUGGUAGUUGUAUUUGAGGUGAAACACAUGGAAGCAUGCAGCAGUAGUUACAUUUUAUGUAGGCAUUAAAGAUUAAGUUAAGCUUGCAUUGCUCACUCCUGCAACUUAAAAAAACUAAUGUUUUGUAUUAUUUGUAGAUCUUUCUGACUUAUAGAGUUUUUUAAUUCUUAUACUUUGGUCUCAAAGGAUUGUCAUCAUUUUGGUAUAAUUAUCAUUCAUUUAGUGCUGGUUUUUGAGCAGGCAUAGAAUACUUGUAACACAAGCAUACUCUCAACUGAUUUUUCUGUGACAGUGUGCUUAUGAUCAAAUAAGAAAAAUUUUGAUGGGAAAGAUUCUGUUUACUUGUAAGUACAAUUUGUAAAAAAUGAGGCUAAAUAAAAAUUUCCAUUACCAUA
Molecule: messenger RNA, 6039 nt
Organism: Schistocerca nitens (vagrant locust)
Lineage: Eukaryota; Metazoa; Arthropoda; Insecta; Orthoptera; Acrididae
Product: patj homolog
Exons: 17
Coding region: 428-3520 (1030 amino acids)
Molecular function (GO): protein binding
Source: RefSeq, a predicted model, not a curated record